Alosa alosa (allis shad) is the source of this 4619-nucleotide messenger RNA. It is a transcript of the gene pde10a, whose product is annotated as phosphodiesterase 10A. The record is from RefSeq and is a predicted model, not a curated record. Gene Ontology annotation, molecular function: protein binding; 3',5'-cGMP-stimulated cyclic-nucleotide phosphodiesterase activity. The coding region runs from base 1105 to 3528 and encodes 807 amino acids. NCBI's taxonomy places the organism in Eukaryota, Metazoa, Chordata, Actinopteri, Clupeiformes, Clupeidae. The transcript has 22 exons. Gene Ontology annotation, biological process: signal transduction; negative regulation of receptor guanylyl cyclase signaling pathway.
CGUUUUAGCAGCCUGACUGUCAGGGUUUGGGACUCUCACAACAGGUAGGAAAACCGAUAGGCUACUGUGCGACUCAAGGAUAUCGAGAACAGGCGGUGAACGAUGCCGGCUCGGUCGACUUAUUUUUCCCUAGCAACUGGACUGGUAAGUUUUAUGAAGAGCCCAAUUAAGACGAAAGAAGAGUCUUCUUUAGUGCUCCGACAGAGUGGUGAUAGUGUCUUAAAAGCCAAAUUACAACCAGGCUUUCACAUUAUUAUAAGGUUCGCGUUGUUUUGCUUGAGCAAGGCGAAACUUUGGGGAGGGAUCUACAUAUUCUCCCUCAUGGCACAGAUGUUCACCGCAUCUGCCUCCUACAGUCUACUGCGCGCGCGUGCGACGGCAUUUCUAUCGGUCUCUAGUGACGCUGUUAGAUGUUGAGAGUGCCAGAGAAGGACUACCAUAGGACCACGCACCGAUCGCCGAGAUCAGAGAUUGGCUUACAUCUUAGUUUCAGUGAAAUGCUGGAAGUGGUGUUUUCCUAUGCCAAGCUGUAGGCUGUUGAAGUGACAGAGUCAUAAAAAGACAACAAAGCAACCAGUUUCAAUUUGGGUAAACGCUGAUCAUGCAGAUUAAGUUGAUGAAAGAGCUACAGUGGAAGACCAACAUUUAUAUGACUAAUUGGGCGCAUGUUGUAGGCCUACUACGAACAGGGACGAUAUGGCAGAGCAAUGAAUUGUCAACGCUGCUCACUCUCACGCUGAUCACAGUGGAAUAUGAUUUUGGACACACGUGAUUUCCAGAUAAUUACUUCUACUGCAACACUUCUCAUUGUUCAGAGAGGCACACACUUUUGAAUUUUGCCAAUUACAUGGUGCAACUUAUAUCGUCUUCUGGUGCCGUGCAUCCGCACUGCCAACUUUGGAAGUAGCCUAACAGACUGGCAGAGGAAACAGAAGAGGUCUGAAUGAAUGAGAUUGUGGCUUGCUGGUAUUUCUCCACACGCAAUCCUGCCAGUUACAUGUGCUUAUCUAAACAAAGAGGGUCUCGAUUUCAACCACCUUUCCGCAGCCGGCAUAGAACAAAUCUAAGGAGGAGGUAUCAUUUGAAAGCGAGCAAGAAAAACAAAUGUCGAGGAAAAGAAAAACUCCUGACGACGGCGGCGACCUAAAGAAAGCAGGGGGCUCCAUGCCUACGAGCGACAGUGAUGAAGGUCUGACGGAUGAGAAGGUGAAGGCCUACCUCUCGCUCCACCCACAGAUGCUGGAAGAGUUUGUGUCUGAGAGUGUGAGUGCCGAAACGCUGGACAAAUGGCUCAAGAGGAAGAACAGCAGCAGACCUGCAGACGACCCCGCCACAAAAGAAGUCAGCAGGCAGUACCAGGACACCAACAUGCAGGGCGUGGUGUACGAGCUCAACAGCUACAUGGAGCAGCGGCUGGACUCGGGGGGAGACAACAAGCUGCUCCUCUACGAGCUGUGUAACAUCAUUAAGACAGCCACAAAAGCCGAUGGGUUUGCACUUUACUUCCUGGGAGAAUGCAACAAUAGUUUGUGUUUGUUCACCCCAACGGGGGCCAAAGAGGGGCUCCCGAGCCUCAUUUCCUCCUUCCCCAUCGCAUUUGGUACCACCAUCGCCGCCCAUGUCGCCAAGACACGCAAAACAGUGCUGGUGGAAGACAUCAUGGGGGAUGAGCGCUUCCCCCUUGGCACAGGGCAGGACUCAGGGAUCCGCGUUCAUUCUGUUCUGUGUCUCCCCAUCCUCACCGCCAUCGGCGACCUCAUCGCCAUCCUGGAGCUGCACCGGCAAUGGGGCCGCGAGCCCUUCAACCUCAGCCACCAGGAGGUUGCAACAGCUAACUUAGCGUGGGCCUCAGUAGCCAUUCACCAAGUGCAGGUUUGCAGAGGCCUUGCCAAACAGACCGAGCUCAAUGACUUCCUCCUAGACGUGUCAAAAACGUACUUCGACAACAUUGUGGCAAUAGAUUCUCUACUUGAACAUAUUAUGAUAUAUGCAAAAAACCUGGUGAAUGCGGACAGGUGUGCACUCUUCCAGGUGGAUCACAUAAACAAAGAACUGUACUCUGACCUAUUCGACAUCGGAGAGGAGGACGAGGGGAAGCCCGUUUUUAGGAAAACCAAAGAAAUUAGGUUUUCUAUAGAGAAAGGAAUAGCCGGCCAGGUGGCCCGGACGGGAGAAGUCUUAAAUAUUCCAGAUGCCUAUGCAGACCCUCGAUUCAAUAGAGAGGUGGACCUCUACACUGGCUACACCACUAGGAACAUCCUGUGCAUGCCCAUCGUGAGCCGGGGGACUGUAAUAGGUGUCGUACAGAUGGUGAACAAGCUGAACGGAAGUGCCUUCACGAAAACUGACGAGAACAACUUUAAGAUGUUUGCUGUAUUUUGUGCUCUGGCCUUACACUGUGCAAAUAUGUACCAUCGGAUCCGCCACUCGGAAUGCAUCUACAGGGUGACCAUGGAGAAGCUGUCCUACCACAGCAUCUGCACGUCUGAGGAGUUGGAGACCCUGGCCGAGCUCAACCUCCCCACACCCAUGUACAAGGAGAUUGAACUGUUCCAUUUUGACAUCAGCCCCUUUGAGGAGUUCUGGCCUGCUGUCUUUGUGUAUAUGAUCCAUAACUCCUGUGGGAAAACUAGCUUUGAGCUGGAGAAACUGUGCCGCUUCACCAUGUCUGUGAAGAAGAACUACCGGCGUGUGCCCUACCACAAUUGGAAGCACGCGGUGACAGUGGCACACUGCAUGUACGUCAUUCUGCAGAAGGUCUCGGGCAUCUUCACAGAGCUGGAGAGGAAAGGUCUGCUAAUAGCCUGUCUGUGUCAUGACCUGGACCACCGGGGCUACAGCAACAGCUACCUGCAGAAGUUUGACCACCCGCUGGCAGCACUCUACUCCACCUCCACCAUGGAGCAGCACCACUUCUCCCAGACCGUGUCUAUCCUACAGCUGGAAGGGCACAAUAUUUUCUCCAACUUGACUUCCAGCGAGUACGAGCAGGUCCUGGAGAUCAUCCGCAAGGCCAUCAUCGCCACCGACCUCGCCCUCUACUUCACCAACCGCAAGCAGCUGGCUGAGCUGCACACCACGGGGGCGCUGGACUUCAACAAUCACUCACACAGAGACCGUGUGAUUGGUCUGAUGAUGACAGCCUGUGACUUGUGCUCUGUCACCAAACUGUGGCCCGUCACACGGCUCACAGCCAAUGACAUCUACGCCGAAUUCUGGGCUGAGGGCGACGAGAUGAAGAAGAUAGGAAUGCAGCCCAUUCCCAUGAUGGACAGAGACAAGAGGGACGAGAUCCCUCAGGGCCAGGUGAGCUUCUAUAAUGCUGUAGCCCUCCCAUGUUACACUACACUGGCCCAACUCUUCCCAGUAGCCAAACCCCUCCUCAAGGCCUGCAGAGCUAACCUGGGCCAGUGGGAGCACAUCGUGGAGGGAGAGGAGCCUCCCGGCUGGGUCCCCGCCGACGUGGCCGACGUACCCGGCGAGGAGGAGGAGGCGGGCGAGCCUGGCCCCGUGAAGGUGGACAACUGAGCGAGCCCCGCGGAGCAUCCGGCCCCCCUCACCGGGCCCAGCCAACCCCACCCUCCACCCCUGCCGCAGACCGCCAAACUGCUCCUGCACUGCUGAGAGACAGACAGAUAGAGAGAGAGAAAGAUAAAAAGAGAGAGCACUCCAUAUAUCCUGCAUGGGACCGGAGGUGUGCAAAGGAGGUCGGGCGGGGUCAUUCAAAAAGGUGAUAUUGUUUUUAAUUUCACCACUGGAGAGAGAGAGAGAGAGACAACACAGGAAAACUAGAAAAGACGACGGCAAUGAGAAUACAAGACAAAGAAAACUUUUAAUACGUAAAUACAUCAAAAUAAAGUUACCUUUAUUGUUAUUUACAAAUAAAUAAAGUUACCUCACUGGGUGACGGAGGGUUGUUUUCCACCGCGGCUUCCCCAGAGCACAGCCGCCUGUGUAGGCACAGACCCGCACACCUGAAGUCCACUCCAUAUGGGAACCUGUCGUCUGACUGGACAGUGGCGGGAGUUUUUUUUUUUUUUUUUCGUUUGGUUGUUUUGCAUUUGCUGUUAGCAUUUUUACUUUUGUUUGUUUUGGUAUGGGCUUUUGUUUUCCUUUUGUUUUGUUUGUUAAUUUGUUUGUUUUUGUGGUCUUAUUUAAAGGGGCCUUAAAAAGCUGAACCCAUCUUUUAUUAUGGUGCGGAAUAUAUGUAAAAUCUUGACUAAACUGUAGAGAGUUCAGAGAGCAAAAUGGUACUUUUUUCCUGCUGUGGUCAACAAGUCAAAUGCCAAGCUUUGGACUUUUUUUAGGUUUGUUUGCUCUUUUUUUUUUUUUUUAACAGAGACGGAAGGAAUGUUUAGUGCAGAUGCAUGUGGCAAGGCCGAAUCACCACACUGCUAGUGUGUCUCAAGGAAGUUUCCUGUUACGCGGAGCAAAUUUUUAUUUUUUUUGCAGUACUUGAAUGAAGAGAUACAGCCUAUUUUGUGUGAAGAUGGCACAAAUAAAAGAUCUAUAAAGUUCUAUAAAAAAAAUUCCGAUUCACAGCUCAUGCAAGUGGGUUGUGAGGGGGGCAGCAUGGAUUUAAUGCUGAUCUCUGCGUGAAGUCACAAAGUUCCCUGCCC